Messenger RNA from Opisthorchis viverrini, 252 nucleotides. RefSeq lists its product as hypothetical. The annotation marks the transcript as partial. NCBI's taxonomy places the organism in Eukaryota, Metazoa, Platyhelminthes, Trematoda, Opisthorchiida, Opisthorchiidae. The transcript has a single exon. The record is from RefSeq and is a predicted model, not a curated record.
AUGCCUCUUUUUGGUUUCCCUCCCUCACCUGGUCGACAUUCGGAAGAACAUUAUGUCACCAAAGAAUCUGGUGCAACUGUUGAAAUCAGUUGCAAUAGACGUACGAACAAAAGUGCCAUUCAUCCUGUCCGUCCUAGCAAUUGUGUGCGGGAUCGCUUCCUUCGCGCUAAUCAUCAUCCUGGUGAUUCGAGGACGAAUCCAUCGAUUUCGGAACAACGCUCAGAAGACAUUGCAAAUGACCAGAUUAGGUGA